GUUGUCUGAGUUGGGAUUUUGGUGGGAAAGGGCAACACUUCCCUCAAUUGCUGUGUGCUUUCAUUUGACAAAUUCUGCUACACACGGAUACAGGUUAGUGUAAAGAUCUUGAUCCUUCAAUACUUCUUCAAAGUCUAAACGAAUGUAAAAAAGAAAUUGAGCGGUAUAGACAUGAAUCUUGAAUGUCGUCUGGUUUAUGGCUUCACGGUUUAUUCGUGUCUGAAACUGAAUUUCCGAUCUACACUUCCAGUUUUCAAGCUGCUUUUUAUGUUCUUAUGUUACCACUCUUUUACCUGGGUUUGUUUAUUGUUUCGGGUAUUUCGUGUUACAAAUCAUGUCACAAGUCGAGCCUGGAGGCAUUGAAGGUAUUUGUUUUAGAACAGUCUUAAACCGGCCAUAUUGGAAUUGGAGCGUGUUAGCUUCAUGAUUAUCUUGUUGUGAUUUACUACUCCGUAUACGCGUUUGUGAGUCGCUGGUAAACUCUGUCCUUGACGUCAGUUGAACAAUCAUUUGGAUUCUAAUCCAAGAAGUUAAAUACUGGUAGAUUUAGCGGUUAAUCUAUGUUUGCAAAGGAUUCCGAAAGGGGGCACCCAACGACAGUUGGCAUGCAGUUCUGAAGGUUAUUUCUAAAGAUCCAAAAGCACUCUGGAUAGCCUAAAAAGUGUUUGCAAUGCAUAUAGGAGGAAAGCGUCGUUUCGUGCCCCUGUCCGAUAUGUUAGUGUUAUAGAUAAAACUUCACUUUUGUAGGUGUUUUCCCUGUUCAAAAAAAUGUCACGUUGGUGGUCCUUAUGAAAUCAGAUCUACGUUUACAAUAAGCCAUGCGAAGAUAAUCACAAAAGGAAUGAAAUACUCAGCAAAAGUCAUUUGUAAUGUCCUCAAAUGACGGGGGCCUUCCUCUGACUGGAGUGGAAAUUUGCAGUCCAAAAAAUCGCACCUCAAAACUAUCUGGGCUGAAUAUUUUUCUAUUUAGUUACGGAUUCCUUUUUCCCUAACUUCUCAGUUCACAACAGACUGUAAUUAACAAAAGUUGUGAUCUCCUUGUGUAAAAUUUAUUAUCGUUUGCGUGAUCUAGAACAGGGUGUCCAGUUCCUUUUUUUUCCUAUUUUUUCCUAUUUCUUGAGCCUAUUCCUAUUUUCUCCCAUUUUAAAACUAAAACCUCCUAUUUUUCCUAUUUUUUAGCUGGUGAAGCCAAAAUUUGUAACAAAAUUUAAAAUGGAAUAUGAAUUAUUAUAGUUGUAUGUGUUUUAGAGUGAGAUUUAUCAUAGAGCAAGUAGUGUGUUGACUUUGAUGUUCUAAUAUUAGCAAAAAUAAUAGUUACAUUUGUUCUUUCUAUGACCUUUAUUGCUUAUUAGAGUUCUGUUAACAACUUUGUUACAUUGUUACUUUUUGUAUAAUUUUCUAGUGUACCUACAUGUGUUGUAUAUAGUGUCGUAGUCCUCAUGACUGUUGAAUAAUAUUGAGCAUAGCCCUUUGAAAUUACAUUUCAGUAUCUGCAAACUCCGAAAAAAAUAUCUCCACCGUAAGGGGUUAAAUUAACCCCACUGGAGGAGUUAUUAUAAGUCCUUGAAAAUUACUGAGUAACACGGGCCAGAUAAAUCAUCAAUCAGCUUCUUGUUUUUAAAAACCAAUCACUAGCUGGAUUCUGGAUGCUAUAUGAAAAGAACAGACUCAAGUUUAGUUUACGGCUCUACCUCUCUUGGUGACCGUUAACAGCUAUACCUAAGCAACUGACGAAGGAUCCCAUAUUUUGGAUGCAAAACCGGUCUUGCAGUCAUAGCUAAGCAGAGAGUUACGUUCAUCUUGGAACUUAACCAUGACACACUUACAAUCUGGUACCAAAUAGAUCAGAGUCAUUUUGCGUACACCCCGGAAAGCCUGGUUGCGUCACUUAAAACAAUGCGGUCCGUUUUGACUCAAACAAGCAUAUUCUAAACCAGCUAUCAAUUGCAGAUUAAUGGAAGAAAAGCUUUCCAUAGGACUUUUUAGUCCUAGUUCGAUAUCCUUCAAUUACAACUCAAUCGUGAGAAAUUUCUAUCCUAAGAAAUUUCACUUUUCGAAGCUUUUCAAAGAUUGGCCGCCCACUUGCAGGGAAUCUGCUUAUGAUCAGCUUUGAUUAUAGAACCACGCUCGACCUGUAGUCAAUCAUAUCAUUUUACAGCAUAACUGAGCCAAUAAACUAAAAGUUACUGUUAGUUAGAGGGGGUAUCAUUCAGUGAGUUGACAAAGAACCGCGGAAGCAAAUUUUUUUCUCUACUUUUGAAGGAAACGGGGAUUUGCUUCAAUCAUAAUAUAGUUUGACAACUUUUACUCGGCAUAGAAGGCCAGCCCUGUGUCUUAACAUUUCGACCCCCCUCACAUUUUGUGCAUUUUCAAAAUCAAGCCUCUUAGAAAAUUGAAACCUAUCAGCUAUUUCUCCUACCAGGAAUGUAGUGUGUAUGUACGCACAUAUGCCAAUGCAUACUGCUUGAAAAUGGAAAAAAUAUAUAGAUUUUUUAAUUUCCUGACAGCAUUUUUAUCAUUAAAUUGGGAUAAAUAUUUUUCGCAUUUUUUGGUGUUUUUGUGUUAGGAUUUCCUUUAUCCCUUUACUGAUUAAGUGGAGUGAAAUGGAUUCGAAUGUGAAGCCACAGACUUUGGUUGAGACUUUUGACCAAGUGUUAAUGAUAUAUGAAAUAAAUCAUAUAUGAACUGCGGAAAUGAAAUGAAAAUGAAGAAAUGAUCGUCGCAGUGAACGCAAUUUAUGCAAUUGCGUAAAGAAGCCUGAAAAAAUUCAGGACUUUAACUGGGUUUGAACCCGUGACUCUGCGAUUACCGGUGCGAUGCUCUACCAGCUGAGCUAUGAAGCCACUGAUGUUGGGAGCAGGUCAAUUGUGGGUUCAUAUGUUCCGGUGAAAGAAAUGAGUGUUAAUGAUAUAUGAAAUAAAUCAUAUAUGAACUGCGGAAAUUAAAAUGAUGCCUCUUUACGCAAUUGCAUAGAUUGCGCUCACUGCGACGAUCAUUUCUUUAUUUUCAUUUCAUUUUUUCACUUUUCUUCCCCUGCGUGCACCUUCAGUGCACCUUCUCACGCUACGCUGCCAACUACCGGUAUCUUAUAGCUUACGAAAUCAAUGCCCAAUGUUUGAGAAGGGACUUGGUCCAGAAGGGGUUGGAGGAGGGAGGGGGGGGUGCAUUUUAAAAAUUGUUAUUGCCAAAGGGGGGGGGGGUACAAUUUUCAUAUGUAAUUAUUUUAGGGGGCGUAAAUUUUUGAUACAUCACACUUUUCUGAAAACCCCCACUCGACUGACUUGGGCAGAAAUUUCUUAACAACCUCGCGUGUGAAUUCGCUGUUCAUUUCUCAUGCAGGAAUGCAGAGAUGAAUCUCAUAUCUACCAACAGAUUCAAGUCAUUCAAACAAAAGGAAUCAAUAUUUAUUUAUUUAUAAUAAUAUUAAUAAUAAUAACAAUAAUAUCAGCAUGUUCAGCCGAUAAACCUUUUGGAAUAACCCAGCCUUUUGAACCAGAAACGUGUUUAACAAACACUUUUGCAUUACCUGAGGGUACCCUUGCAUUGCCAGAUGGUCAUAAGUAACUCUCCAUGUUUCCUUUUCAUAAAGAUGCAUGACAACUUUGAUGUUUGGCGAUGGCAUCUUCUUUACGGGAACCUGGUUCACGGGACUGCAGAGUAGAUGAUUCCCGCAAAGUGCAAGUCACUAUUUUGGCUUCUGAAUGGGGAUCAAGCAAAGGGGGACUUUCCACCAUAAACAGAGAAUUAGCCAUUCAGUUGGCCAAAUGCCCUGAAGUGGAAAUCACUUUCUUUUUACCACAAUGCAGUCAAGAGGACAAGAAGUUAGCCCUGAGGCACAACGUAAAGAUCGUUGAAGCAACCCCCCUGUCUGGCUUUGAGCAACUGAACUGGCUUUGCUUUCCGCCUGAAGAUUUGCAAGUCGACAUUAUCGUAGGUCAUGGAGUUAGACUCGGUAAACAGGCACAAAUCAUUAAAAGAUCUAAAAGGUGCAAAUGGGUCCAAGUGGUGCACACAGAUCCAGAGGAACUUGGAAUGUUCAAGAACUAUUCAGAUCCAAUUUCAAAAGGCGAGGAAAAGCACAAGACCGAAGUAGAACUGUGUGAAAUGGCGGAUCAUGUUGUUGGGGUUGGCCCCAAGUUGAGCGAGGCCUUUCGCUCCUAUCUUCGCAGCUGCCAAAAAGAUGACAAUGUUGUUGACCUCACUCCAGGAGUAUUUGAAGAGUUUGUGGCUGUGAAGCAGGCUCCUAGCGAAAGGCUUCAAAGCAGUGUCUUGGUGUUUGGUCGUGGAGACGUAGAGGAUUUCGAAUUGAAAGGAUUUGACAUCGCUGGGAAAGCGGUUGCUGAGUUAGAAGAUACUCGUCUUGUCUUUGUUGGGGCUCAAGAUGGAAAACUCGAAGAAAUAGCAAAACGGUUUACCGAAUGUGGUGUCCCUCCAAGUCGCUUGAGAGUAAGACGAUUUGUUCAAGAUCGAGAGAGUCUAAGGCGCUUGUUUCAAGAAGUGGAUCUUGUUGUCAUGCCUUCAAGAACAGAGGGCUUUGGAUUGACAGGACUGGAGGCCUUGUCAGCUGGUCUCCCUGUUCUCGUCAGCCGCAACUCCGGCUUUGGAGAAGCUUUACUCAGUGUACCUUUUGGAUCAACAUAUGUAGUGAACUCAGAGGAACCGGCAGAUUGGACCUCUGCGAUCAAAACAAUCUGGGUCAAGAACAGGAGAAGUCGUCUUGAGGAAGCGGAAACCCUGCGCGAAUUCUAUGGCAAAAAAUACAACUGGGCCAAACAGAUAAAAGAUCUCGUUGACAAGAUGAUCAGUUGGGUUUACGGUAUGAAUGUGAAUUUUCUUUGUUAUGAAAAAAAAUUAUUUAUACAUUGCAAAAUGAAUAUCAGGAAGUGGACUCUAAGAAGAAAUGAAAAUAUACACUCCAGAUAAAACCAAAUUUGAGUAAUAUCCGCUGCCUUUUUGUCCGGGUGAAAUCGUGAAGAAAGGCUGUUACAAAGUUUUAUGUUUCAUUUGGGCAAACGCACGAAAGUAAUAUUGACCCAAUCCAUCUAUCAUGUAAUUUAUCCCCAGUUCACUGGCUUAUGUGAUUAUUUCAUACAUCUGCAUUCACCAAAAACAGCCUGUUGUUAUAUUAGUACUCUUUUUUAUCAACAGAUGUUCCUUUACAUUACCAGAGCUCUUCAGAAACAAAACGCAGAAUUUCUCCAUCCGCCGAUAAAGUUUGUCAGCGAACAGAGGGGACAACUGUAGACCCUGAAGGUAUCCUCGAUGACUAAUCAGCGUAAUACGUCAUAAUACUAGUCGUGAAUGGUGUUGCUGGUCAAAAGUGUUCUUUGUUCAUUAAAAUUGUCAACAUCAUUUGAAUCGGGCGUCCAUGCUUGAAUUAGCGUGGAUGAACGAUAACUAAGUUGACUUGCAUGACUUAUACAUACCGCCAAGGCACAGCGGCUGGCUUUGGUCUGUCUCGAACUGGUGUAGGAUUUCGCUCUUUCUCCGUAUGUUCAAGAACAUUAAAACUUCUAGAGUUCUCGAAUCUGCCAAAAAAGUGGGUGGAGGGGGUGGGAGGGAGAGAGAGAGAAAAGAAAAAAAGAAUAUGCGGCAUAUGAGAACACGUACUAUUUGCGUACUUUUCACUGAACAAAUUAUUGGAUCUCAUUAUGCCUAAAAAGCUACUAAUUAAAAGUGUAUUGCUAAGUGUUUUUCAAGGGCGCCUAACGACGGUUACUUGCUACAAAGAUUGAAACUAACACUUAUGAGGCUAGCCAGAGUACUUGUAGAUAUCUAUAAAUGCAUUCUAAGCGGGGCGAUAUAUAAAAUUUGUGCCUGUUCGUUCAUCCUAGGGGAAUAUGAGCCCUUUAUGGAUUACAAGGGUUUCAGUAUUAUUUUUCCGAAAAUUUUAGAUGCAAUUUAACAUAUUAUGAAAGUGAGAAUUUUUCUGAUUCCUCUCUCCAUCCCAUUUUUGAAUCCGGGAGUGAAAUGUGAAAAUUUAAACUUCAGGAAAUCGUAGGGGAGUUAUUAGAUGAACUUCGAAAAUUGUACAUGAAUAGAGCGGUCGUCUAGAAAUUUUUAGCCGUCCUCAAGUAAUUGAAAAUUCUAGGAAAAUAUUUCCUUCUCCGAACAGAUAUUUUACAGAAGACAGUCGUUGGGUGCCCCUGGUCUUUACUCUUAUUGAAACGGUUUCGGAGAAGGAAAUAUUUCCUACAAAUUUUAGGAUCGUAUUUACACAUACAACACUUUAAUUUUACUGGAACCGUACUGUGGCACCAUCACAGGGCCUGGGUUACCUUUGCUUGCAUCAGAGGGCAAAGACAAUAACCGCAGAAAAAUAAUAUGCGUGUCACGACCUCUUAGUUUGAAACGACUUCGAUCGACAAAUGUCAAUGUUCGACUAGCCGAGCAACUCAGGAACCCGUUGACUGGCGAGCGGGGUUUUCAAAAUCCUGGGGUUUGUCUGAAAGAGUUUCUUUCCUUCCUUCCCCUCCCCAUCUUUCAUUUUUUGGCUCUCGUUCUAUUUCUUGCACUGCCAAAACCGAAAAUCCCGUUCCUCGGUCUUUCUUUGCUCUGUAACAUGACGAAAACGCUUGCUUCCCAGCUAAAUCUAGCUUUUCCUUUACCAGUCUUGAGGCCGCGCCCCGCGCCCACUGUGUAUAAACAGAAUAUUAAGUUGUACGGAAGCGAGUUGGAAUGAUUGCGAUAAGGAUUUAAAAAGCGCAAAUUUAUGGUCGUCCGGAUGAAUAUUCGCUAAAUUAAUGCAGUCGUUGACACAAAAUUUCAUUCGCUGUCUCUGAAGUAUAAAUUCGCUAUCGCUAAAGGAUACAUUCGCUGUUGCUAAAACUCAUUCGCUGUCGCUAAAACUUGUACUGGUCACCGUACUAGACGCUUCCGCUUGCAUAAAGUCAGCGAGAAAGAACAGGGUGCUCGACGAAGUCACGCGUGUCUUCCACGCGCGUCCCGUUCUUUCUUGCACCCACUACUUUCAAGAGCCUGCUACGCUGACUAGCUAAAAGUCAUAUAAUUGACUGUUGUACAGUGACUUAAUUGUUAUAGAGGUGUUUUGUUUUUGAGUACUGUUUAUAUUAACUGAUCAGUGUGAAGAAUUAGCAAUGUAUGUAAUGGUGACUCUUGUUGUUGGUUGUAGGCUCCUCUUCAGUUUCAAAGUGCGCUCAAGGGAAAACAAAUUAUUCUCGACUAUGUCGCCUGCUGAUCAGCACAGGCUCGCGAGUGCUAAGAGACACAUUUGAUAGCAUAAUUCCAGCGGAGAAUCUUCGAGAAUUCUUAAAACGUGACCGUGCGCACUCCAGACUACAGUUACUGCGAAAGAAAGGAAUCCUAACUUCAGUACAUUGGAGUAGGUUGUACCCUGCCACACCCACUGAAGUGUCAUCUGCAAGCUUUGAUAUCUUCCUCUUGAUUGUGCUUCUAAGGACAAUCUGUAAUCUAAGUCCUCCACCCGCUGGCUGGGACACACCUCCUCUUACAGCAGACACCAGUCGUGAGUCUGACAUUGCGCGCAUAAAGUACUUCAUGAACCCCGUAUCAAAACAUGCCGCGGAAGGCUCUUUCAGUGAUGCUGUAUUCAAUAGCUACUGGCAGCAGAUCUGUGACACACUAGUGAGGUUGGGAGGAGCUGAUUAUGGAGUUGUCAUUAAUGAAAUGAAAUACCAGGACAUUGAAUUCCUUGAUGGGGAACAUUUCAGAGAACUUCUCAAGCAGUGGAAGAAGGUAGAAGAUGACAUCAAAGAGAAGCUGAAUGAAAUGGAAACUGAAGAAGCUUCUAUGGAGGAAGGUAUGCUUUACAGUAGACCUUUUGUAGCUCAGGUGUCUUUUCGGGAUAAUACCUAAUUUACCUAAUACAACUGUGGUGGCAAUUUUUUCAAAUCUUUGUUUAUGGCGACGUAGUUUAUACUCAAACUUACGAGGUAUUGACCCUGAAAAACUGUAUCGAGUCACCUUAUGUAAAGAAUUUUUUGAGCGCCUCCGUCCAACUUGACGUAAUCGGUCUUUCCCUUUUGACAUGCCUUGAAGCUACCAAAAGUGUAUUGCUAAGAGUCUUUAUUCCUAUUGAGACGGUUUGCUAACUGAUAACUGAGAAUUAAUCAAGUAAUAUUAAGAUCUUGCUUAUUCUCCUAUCAUAAAAACUAGUUGAUGUCAAUUUCAGAGGAUUUUUUUAAAUUAACCCCUGCAAAAGAAUCCCCAAAAUUAUCAAUAUCUAUGACCAAUACACCUGUUUUGUUUUGUUUUGUUUUUUUCGAUUUUUAUUUUUCAGCUUGGAAUGUUUUUCCAUCCUUACAAAAUUUACGAUGUGAUGCAGAGCAGGUUAGCAAGAAAACCAACCUACCAUCUGAUUUGAGAACAAUCGCUGCAAACAAAGGAUUCUUAGUUUCUGUUAACCAAGCAUCUGGGAACUGUUUAUUCUAUGCAUUAUCGGAACAAUUACAAAGUGUCAACGGAAUUCAAAUCUCGCACAAAGAGCUAAGAAAAACCUUGGUUCAGUUCCUCGAUGAGAACCCUAAUCUGGUAAGUUGAUGACUAAUCUAACUUAGACAAAAACUAUUGGCACGCGCCUUCCGUAUCUGUUUGGCCGAUUCCUCCCAUAUGAUAAGGAACUGAACGUAUUAUGCUGUCUUCGCGAGAACUAGUGGGUCAGCUCCAGCUUCAUCUUUCACCCAGCUUGUCCUAUCCUUAAUUACUAUCCUCUUUCAUACCACUGCUUACUGACCUAGAGCUGUUCCUUUGUAUCAUGCCAGUUAUAGUCACUUCCCUUAACUCAUUUCGACGUUUCUUUGCUAAACUAAAUUGGAUUGAACAUAACAAAAAAUACCUGAAGUAUUAUGGGAUCAAGACUACUGGGAGGCUCUCUCGAUCUUCUUCUCACCCUCCUCUUCGUUUUUAGUUUAAAAUACUUAAAGCUUUGAUGACAAACAAAUACGUCAUGACUUGAAAUAGUCGCCUACUGUCGCCAUCUAAGAUUACAGGUGACCCAGGUUAAUUUUUCUUUAAAUUCCAGUUAACAGUAUCAUUUCCCCCCGAAAACUACCUCCAGAAUUUGGAGAGAAACAAAAAAAAUUAUUUUAUUUGAAAUUCGCUUCCCUGCGAACCCCUGUGCCUCCCAGUAAGUGACUGGUUUAAAGGCUCCCCUCCGCCAACCACUCAUUUUUAAACAAACUUUACAUAAACUCUCUGGCAGGUUAAAAUCACUCCACGUCCAUGCCGCUUAGUCAGAAAACAUUGAAAUGCACUUGUUUGAUGGUUUUUGUUUUUUAGCACGAAGGAACAUCUCUGUUUAACUUUGUCUCGGGAUACUCAUCUUGGCGUGAAUACUUACAAAGCAUGGCGAAAGACGGUAGCUGGGGCGAUCAUGUGGUUUUGUUUGCUGCAGCAAAUCGCUUCCAAACUCCCAUCCGUAUUAUCAGCAGUCUUGACCAUGAAAUAGUUGUCCAUCCAGAUCAUGCACUUGCCAACAGCAGCCCCCUUGUGUUGGGACACAUUCACGAGUUACACUAUGUUAGUCUUCAGCCCAGACAAGGUAACAUGUUCUUUCCAGUCACAAACAUCCUGGUUUUUUGGAAUUAUGUUUGCAGAAUUUAUAUAGAUAUAUCAGUAGCAGGGAACAUUGCAAGAUGAUGUUAAUACCGUAAAUGUCUCUAUGAGAAUGAAGUUAAAUUUUUUCUAAACAAUAAAAUGUCCCUACUUUAUCUGAAUAUACUAGUUGUAUAAGAUGUCGUCCCAUCGGAUAUUGUAACCUUGUAAAAAUGAGCAAGCUCAAAAAACCUUCUCGUUUGUGUCCUUAUCCCUGAUUCCCUAGUUAAAAAGGUUUCUGUAAGAAAAAGACUUAGAUAAUGUUGAAUUCAUUGUGUGUAAGGGCAAAUCUUAGAAGCAACGAACAACAUAUCUCAGUUAUACUUAAAUUGUGACUGAAAUGAAUUAGUAAAAGGACAGAACUUGUCUUAAAUCUUUCUUCAGGAUUGCAAAGGUUACUCGUCACUGUUAAAACUUUCAGUUUUCCUUGUUCCGAUCCUCUCAUUUGUUAGCAAGGCCUGCCAGUACUUUUUUUCCAGAUCAUCUAUGUCCGUGAUUAUUGUAUUAGUUGUUAGGUAGUUGCUUUUGUUUACGUGCUUGUGGCUUGAAAAGACGAAGUUUCCUUGAUAUAAUUACCAUGCAAGAAGAUGAAGGAGCUUUAAAGCUGAAAGCCUAUUCCAAGUACUUGUUUUAAAGUGAAAAGUAAUAGUUCUGUAAGCCAUAAGUUUUGUAUUGACUAGUCUGCAGUAACUAAGAUUAAUUUUAUUGCAGUUUACUUUCGUUAGCUUUCAAAGGAUGAUUCGGCCUCUCCAUUUAAAAACCGUGACAAAGUUGACUUUUCAAUUUAGCACACAAUGGCUGAUAUAUUUAGGUUUUUGCCAGCUCUAUAAGUUUGAUUUUUAAUUUGAUAUAGGGCAGUUUAAAUCAGAAAGCGACACGUUAGCACUUGGACGUGUCGUGUUAGACACCCCUUAAAGUGUCCAUUUUAAACCGUAAUUCCUGGGCAGAGAGGUACCCAGACUCUACCUCUAAUUUAGUUAAAAAUUGCAGAGAUACACGAGAACCCUUGCGCUAGCCUGAUUCCUUUACAAUCUGAGAUCACUCGCUCAAACUCCAUCAGCUCGUUAGCUAAAACGUGAUGAUAUCGACUAUUGUACAAUGAAUUAGAACGUUAGUGUUGUUAUUUCUGAAUAUUUUCGAUGACUGAUCAUUGUGAAGAAUUACAGUUAUCUUAUGAUGACUGUUGUCAUUUAAUGUAGGUACUUUCUCAGUUUUAAAAUCCACUUCAGGGAAAAUUACUAAUUAUUGUCGUGUAUGUCGUCCACUGAUCAGAGAUACAUAUGAUAGCAUAAUUAAACCAUAAAACCUUCGAGAAUUCUUAAAGCGUGACCCGGCGCACCAUAGAUUGAAGUUCCUGCAAAAGGAAGGAGUCCCCAGUAUUAAAACUUCAGUACACUGGGGUAAACUGUAUAUUGCCACACCCACUGAAGCGUCAUCUGCAAGCUUUGAGUUGGAUUACCAAAAACCAUAUCCAAAGAAAAAAGGGAAAAAAUCGACGUCGCUUGUUUACGUCCUCCAUAAAACGUGAAGUUUAGUAUUUAGGCUUCGUCCAAACGUAUCUGGAUAUUUUUGAAUUCGAAACUUUUUCUUUCCGGGUACGGCUUCCGUCCACACGUAUCCGGUGAAUCCCUGCCUUUUUUAAUCCGCUCUCCAGAGUGAAAAUGUUUUAAUACGCUAUUAGUACGCAGUAGUGUGGACGCUAAAUCCGGAUAUUUUUAUCUGGUGACGUAACAAGAUCGAGCCCAGUUCGUUACCGUGAAAGGCAGAGAAAGGUGAAAAUUUCAAAUUUGAUAUCAGGCACAACACCCAAUUGAAAAAUACAGCCAAAUACACAAAAUACAGUGCGGGGAAGAAUAGGCGAGAACACAGCACCAAGUCCGUGAUGUGAAAAGGGCUAGUACAACACAGGCAACUCUUCGAAACUUUGCCACAGUACGGCCGUCACUGCACGACUUCAACUUCAGGAGAGUAUACUUGUACUGAAGCCGGUUGAAAUAAUUGCGAUAAGGAUUAAAAGAACGCAAAUGCACUUUUUAAGGGAUGUUUUCACCACUCUCGCCGUCGUGGUAUCUUAAACUCCUACUUGAGGAAUUGACUCCUGACGGGAAAAAAUUACUUCCGGUCACCGUACUAGACGCUUCCCUGGCCCUUGCUUAUAGCCUCUAAUUAUUAGGGACCUUAAGAUCCGACGACGGUGACGGCAACGAGAACGUCACAAAAGCAAUAGGUUUAAUAACCAAAACAACAAUUUUGCGCGUGCAUCACGUUUUCUUGUACAUUUCUUUGCCCUCACUGCACUACUACGACGUGAAAAUGCCUAAUUUCUUGUGUACAGAGGAAGUACGCAAGCGACUUCGAAAUUUCCUCCCUCUUUCUGAACUUGGAUAUGGUUCUUAGGAAUUCAUCUUUAGGAGGGUUCGCCCACAUUUCACAAAGUCAGUGACUUAAAGUAAUCGCGAUGAAGAUUGAAAGAACGCGAAUUUACUUUUUCAGCGACGUUUUUUCUGCCCAUUGCCGUCCUCGGAUCUUAAGGUCCCUAAUAGGGGGCUUAAGGAACAACGACGUAGACGGUUACAAAAACGUCAUUUAAAAAGUGAGGUCGCGCUGCUUCAAACUUUAUCGCGCUUUUUCCACCUCGUUCAGUUCGUCAAAUAUUGGCAAUUUCUGCAGGAGUUGAAGUCUAAAAGACCGUAUCUAAGUUCAGGGAAAGAAAAAGGAAGUCGUUGUCUUGUGUUCAUGUCCUCCAAAUAACGUGAAAUUCAGUAGGCAUUUUCACGUUGUACUCGUGCAGUGACGGUAAGGAAAUCUACAAAUACGUGUGAUUCACGUGCAGAGUCGUUGUUUUGCCAAUCUAAACCUAUUGCUUUUUUGCCGUUCUCGUUGGCGUCGUCGUCGUCGUUGCUCAAGCUCUCUAAUAUGCGAGAAAGAACGAGGCGCGCGACGAAAUCACGCGUGUCUCCUUCGCGCGUCCCGUUCUUUCUUGCAUCCACUACUUUCAAGUGCCUGCUACGCUGACUAGCUAAAAUUUAUGUAAUUGCUUAUUGUACAGUAACUUGGAAUUGUGGUGUUCUAUUUUUAAGUACUGUCUGAAGAAUAAGGACUGUAUGUAAUGGUGACUCUUGUUGUUGGUUGUAGGCUCAUCUUCAGUUUUAAAGUCUUCUCAAGGGGAACUCAAUUAUUCUCGUUUAUGUCGUCUGCUUAUCAGCAUAGGCUCACGAGUGCUAAGAGAUACAUUUGAUAGCAUAAUUCCAUCGGAGAAUCUUGGGGAAUUCUUAAAACGUGACCCUGCGCACUCCAGACUACAGUUACUGCGAAAGAAAGGAGUCCUAACUUCAGUUUAUUGGAGUAAAUUGUACCCUGUCACCCCCACUGAAGUGUCAUCUGCAAGCUUUGAUAUCUUCCUCUUGAUUGUGCUUCUAAGGACAAUCUGUAAUCUGAGUCCUCCACCCGCUGGCUGGGACACACCUCCUCUAACAGCAGAUACCAGUCGUGAGUCUGACAUCGCGCGCAUAAAGUACUUCAUGAACACCGUGUCCAAACAUGAAACGGAAGGCUCUGUAAGUGAUGCUGCCUUCAGUAGCUACUGGCAGCAGACCUGUAACACACUGGUACGAUUGGGUGGAGCUGAAUAUGAAGAUCUCAUUGAUGAAUUUAAAGACCAGGAAAUUGAAUUCCUCGAUGUGAAACAUUUCAGAGAACUUCUUAAGCAGUGGAAGAAGGUAGAAGACGACGUCAGAGACAGGCUGAAUGAAGUGGAAAGUGAAGAAGCUUCUAAAGAGAAAGGUAUGCUAUAGUACAGUAGGCCUUGUUAGGAGAUACAACCCUGCCAAUUGGUAGGUUUUAAACUCUUAACACUGCGAAUUUAGGGUGGUUUGGCUAACAGGGAAUAUACUUUAUGUGUCUAUGGAAAAGUUGCCGGAUCCAGCAAUUGCUUCCAUAAAGACCUUAUUUGUAAUGUGUUAGACGUUCCAGCGCCUUUAAAAUGUUAAUUUUAUAUGUCAGUAACUUCAAAAUUACCUAUCCAGGGAAUAGUCUCGUACACCUUCCAUCUCUUGCCGUAUUUCAAGGUCUCCUCAUUUAAUUCUUGACUUGUUCAUGCAGAUCCCCGAACGGCGAGUGGUGCUAGUGGUCCCAUUGGACCUGGUGUUGAUGGGCCCUCGGAUCUAACCAAGCAGGCUGUUCAUGACCAAGGUAUACAACUACUAAGCCUGUUAAUGUGGCAACUACCUACUCCCAGUGUUAUCAAGGUGAUAGCGUCGAAUCGAAAAAUAUAAUUACAGUCAUGUGUCCGUAUUAUUAGAGAGAUGUCUGUUUACAGGGAGUCAACUGAAAGGAGUAAAAAAGGCAGGGACGAACUCUUGGUGUCAGUUUUAGCCAGGUGCCCGUGGUAUAGAAGUGUCCAUAAGAGAUAGUUGACUAUACUCAGGAGCGUUUUUUUCAUUUGGGUAUAAAGAAUGUGGUUAUAAUAUGUAGUCGUGCAUUGUAUGGUCUAAAGGCGGGAUUCCACUUCAAGCUGUAAUUCUUUGAUUCAUUGCCUUUAGCUAUUCAGCAACAAACUGUUAUCUAAAUUGCUCUAGUUCUGUCAAAAUCACCCAGAGUUGUUUCAAAGAACGUUAAUAGGAGUAUAACCAUCUGACAUACCCUUCAUACUAUUAGUUUCCAUUCUUAUUCUAAUCCAUUUCAUUAAACAGAUUACUCAAACGCCCAGAGCUCCUCAGAAGCAAACAACAGGACUUGUCAUCAGACAGAAGGCCUGACUGAGCACCAUGGGGGUAUUCAGCUUUAGAGACUUUAAUAGAUUAUAAUAAAUGUAUUUGUAAAUUUACGGGAAAAAAUUGUUUUACAGUUCAUAUCACUGUUUAAUAUAGUUUUAAUAUGAAAGUACUUCAAAGGUUAUUGAGGGCAUAAUUAUGUGUACCAUAGAACGUUGAAAACAAAUGUUAAUCCAAUGUUGAGGGAACUUGUUUUUGCUUUUCCUAGAAUGGAGGUGAAUUCCCCCACGACCCACUCCCCCGUAAGUUUAUACAAGUAAAACUGCGAAGUUUGUUUACCGCAUACAUAGGUAGGCCAAACUUUUCAACGAGAAGUAGGCAGUGAAGAUUUCGCUCUUCGCGUUUUUUCACCACGCCAAUUUUACCCCUUCUCCCCCCUGACUUUUGAACGCUUUCCUUGCAGGCAACAGUUUUAAUUUGGAGGACGUGAGAAAUUUUAUUAAGCAAAAGUUGACUUCCUUUACUAAGAUAUUGAAUAACUAAUGAAUAUAAUUUAAAACAAACCAAAUUAAAUGCGGCUUUAAUUUUUUCCUAGGUCCAAGUUUGCAGUACCCAACCGAUGUGAUAGAAAAGAUCCGUCAGCUCUACAAAACAUGUGAACGACGCCUUCUGCCCGUCCCUUGGUUAGAGGAGUUUAGCUUUCAUAUCAAUGAAAUUUUUACCAGAUUAAAAAUCUUGGGCAAAGAAAAAACCCAAGGAGUACUUACUGACGAUAUAACCAAUAUGACUGCCAUCUUUAAGGCGCACGUAGAAUGCCAAAGGCCACGAACAGUCUUGAUCGAAGGAGAUCCUGGUAUGGGAAAAACUACGUAUUGUCAAAAGCUGGCGUAUGAUUGGGCAACUAAGCAGAACGAAUGGGACCCAUCUUUUCCAGAGAUUGAAGUGCUCCUGCUUCUCAAAUGUCACGAAAUUAAAUCUAACAUUUGGGAAGCUAUUGAUGAUCAAAUUCUUCCCGAGGAAAUGGAUGAUGCAGCUAAGGAAUGCUUCUUUAAAUUCAUACGUGAAAAUCAGUCCAAGGUUCUUUUAGUUUUCGAUGGACUAGACGAAGCAGAUCCUAGUAACCUCAAGAUGUUGUAUAACCUCAUUGCAGGUAAAGAACUGUCAGGUUGUUACAUUGUUUUCACAUCUCGUCAUGAGGCUGGAAAGAAUGCAAGGCGGUACUGUGACACUCUGUGGGAGAUUGUAGGAUUUACUCAAGAAGAUGCAGAAUGCUUUAUUCAUAAAUACUUUAAAAACGUUAGAAAGGAGCACUUAGCCAGGAAACUUAUAGGAAAGGUAUGGCAUGAGGAUGGGGACCUGCAAGAAUUGAUAAAAAAUCCCUUAAACACUGCCUUACUGUGUGUUAUUUGUGAGGAUUUUGAGGGCAUAUUUCCAACGAGAAGAACCCAAUUGUACAUUGAGAUUGUUCUUUUUGUUUUAAGAAGAUAUGAACAAAAGAAAGGAUUAUCGAGCGAGAACGAAGACCUCUUGACCGUCUAUAGAGAAGACUUAUUACUUCUUGGGGAAAUGGCGUUACAGUCUCUUCAAAAAAGAGAGUUGUACUUUGAAGAAAAUAAAUCAGGCGGUCGCUUCAUCGUCUUAUCCGAGUUCGGAUUCCUUUCACUUCAGGCUGCUGGCAGUAAGAGGAGAGUUCGUGUGCGUUACGCAUUUCUUCAUAAGAGCUUUCAAGAGUUCUUUUCUGGUUUUUAUCUUGCUUGCAAACUUAUUGAGGGAGAUAUUAACUGCGAAUCAGUAGUGACUGAACAAAGAUAUGAAGAUGAACUACACCAAGUCUUUCUAUUUACGAUUGGAAUAUUAGCUUCAACGAGUGAGAAAACCGCAGACUCUUUCGUAGAAAGUAUGGCUGAAAACAUUAAUUUAAAAAGUCUUGAGUCUUCUGGCAUUUCAAAACGUCUUCUAUUUGCUGUCGAUUGUUUAUCAGAGUACGAAAGUUUAGUUUACACCUUAGGGAGGCACCUUAAUCUUACCCAUUUGGAUAUUUCCAUGAAGUAUAAAUUGCAUAAUUUUCCUGUGCCUUUUAGUGAUGCUAGGGCUGCGUCUCUUUCGCAGGUUCUUGCAUCCAACUCUUCAAUAACUUAUUUGAAUUUACGUGGGAAUAUGAUUGAUGAUGCUCGUGCAGCGUCUCUUUUCCAGGCUCUCGCAGAGAACUCCUCCUUAGCUGAGUUGGUUGUGAGUGGGAACACUAUUAGUAAAACUGGUGCUGCGUUUCUUUCUCAGGCCCUCACAGUCAACGCCUCCCUAACUAAUUUGGAUUUGAGUGAGAACUACAUCGGUAAAUCUGGUGCUGCCUCUCUUUCCAAGGCUCUAGUAGUCAACACCUUCCUAACUAAUUUGGAUUUAAGUUGGAACAGAAUUAGCAAUUCAGGUGCUGCGUCUCUUUCCCAGGCUCUCGCAGACAACUCCUCCCUGACUAAUUUGAAUUUGAGUGGGAACAGUGUUGGUGAAUCUGGUGCUGCAUCUCUUUCCCAGGCUCUCGCACUUAACGCCUCCUUAACCAAUUUGGAUUUGAGUAGAAAUAGCAUUGGUAUUACUGGUGCUGCAUCUCUUACCCAGGCUCUUGCAGUCAACUCCUCCUUAACUAGUUUACAUUUGCGUGGGAACAGUAUUGGUGAAAGUGGUGCUGCGUCUCUUUCCCAGGCUCUUGCAGUCAACUCCUCCUUAACGAAUCUGGAUUUGAGUUGGAACAGUAUUCGUAAAACUGGUGCUGCGUCUCUUUCCCAGGCUCUCGUAGUCAACGCCUCCUUAACUAAUCUGAAUUUGAGUGGGAACCAUAUCGGUGAAAGUGGUGCUGCUUCUCUUUCCCAGACUCUCGUAGUCAACGCCUCCCUAACUAAUUUGGAUUUAAGUUGGAACGAAAUUAGCAAUUCAGGUGCUGCAUCUCUUUCCCAGGCUCUUGCAGUCAACUCUUCCUUAACUAAUUUACAUUUGCGUGGAAACAGUAUUGGUGAAAGUGGUGCUGCGUCUCUUUCCCAGGCUCUUGCAGUCAACUCCUCCUUAACGAAUCUGGAUUUGAGUUGGAACAGUAUUGGUGAGUCUGGUGCUUCAUCUCUUUCCCAGGCUCUCGUAGUCAACGCCUCCUUAACUAAUCUGAAUUUGAGU
This is a messenger RNA of Porites lobata, 17444 nucleotides long. The record is from the annotation of a GenBank genome assembly. Lineage: Eukaryota; Metazoa; Cnidaria; Anthozoa; Scleractinia; Poritidae.